UUCCAACACAAUUACUUUUUGGUAAAAAGUUGAUAAAGUUUUUUUCUUGACAUUACUUGUCGGAAAAAGCUGUUGAAAGUUUUUUUUUUUCUUUCUUGUUUACAUUACCCUAGGGGACAGAGUAGUAUAGUAAGACAAAGUUGUAUAAUCUGAAAGAUAACAAAACCUAUGACCAAGAAAACAAGAAGAAAAAAAAAAUGGUGAAUCAACCUCUGUAUUCUCCGAUCAAUCCACAUUUCUUCCAACCGCUUCUUCCCGGUUACUCGAAUCAUCUCGACAUUCCUGUGGCGUUCUUCUUGAAGCACUUAGUUGGAAGUAACGAAGGUAAAACAACGGCUGAGCUGAGAUCAGACGCAUCGGAGAAGAUAACAUGGAAAGUAAAGAUCGAUGGCCGGAGACUCUCUCACGGUUGGGAUGGUUUCGUCAUAGCACAUGAUCUACGAGUAGGUGAUAUUGUCGUUUUCAGACAUGAAGGAGAGUUGGUGUUCCAUGUCUCAGCUUUAGGACCAAGUUGUUGUCAGAUUCAAUACACAGAAGAUAAAAGAGAGAAGAAACAGAGUCUCAAAAGAGAGGCUGCAGAUUCUGAACCAGACCAUUCACUAGAUUCUUGUUUUGUCCUCACUGUCACUGCUUCGAACCUAAGGCGCGACACAGUGUAUCUUCCGAAAGGGUUCGCAAGGUCAAAUGGGCUGAUGAACAAGUAUCAGAUUGUUUUAAUAAAUGAAAAAGGUGAAUCAUGGACUAUAGACUUGAGACACGAGUUAAAUCCCUCAGUCCGGUUUAACAUGAGAAGAGGAUGGAGAAGUUUCUGUGUUGCUAAUGGGAAGAAACCUGGAGACUUGAUAGCAUUCAAAUUAGUCCAAAAUGAAGAAACACCUGUGCUCAAGUUGUUCCCCAUGGACAGUGAAGUUCCAGAAAUACUUGAGAACCUUCCAAGAAAGAGGAGUGGAAGAAGCGAAGUAGAUGAUUCACCAGACUGUUCUAGUUUUGUGGCAAGAGUCACAACUUCAAAUCUAUCCCGCGAUAGAAUGUAUCUUCCGAAGACGUUCAUAGAGUCAAAUGGUUUGUUGAAGAAAUUUCAGAUGCUUCUAAUGAAUGAAGAGGGAGAGUCAUGGAAGAUAGACGUGAAACACGAGGCAUAUUCAGGCCGGUUUUUAACGAUAAGAGGCUGGAAAAGUUUCUGUUUGGCUAAUGGUAAGAAACCCGGAGACUCGUUUACAUUCAAAUUAGUCGAAAAUGAUGAAGUACCUGUCCUCCGGUUGUUCCCCUUUAACAGUGAAGAUAGCCACAAAGUUGAGCCAAGUAAUGACACAAGGCAAGGAAAGUGUUUAAAGGCAACCAAAAAAGAGUUUCUUGGCGUAGAAGCCACAGAAAAAGAGUUUCUUGGCGUAGAAGUUCGCCGUAAUGACUCAACAGCUAGAGUUGAAGAACCUACCAAUGACGAUAGAAGGAAAGCUAUUAAACAAGAAUACGUUUCCACAAAAGGGAAUAGCUCAAGAAGCCAAAACCGACUUGUGACAUUAACACUUACACCUGCAAGUAAACUUAAUCUGCCGUUGGAAUUCAUGAAGGCUAUUGGAAUCAACAAAGCAGGGAAGAUAACAAUGGUUGACAGAUAUGGUGGAAGAUGGUCGACGCCACUACUGAUGGACAAGAGAUCAGGAACAAUGAGUUUAGGAAGAGGUUCAAAAGGCUUUUGUGAGAUUAAUGGCGUUAAGAUGAAUGAGUCUUUUGUCUUGGAAUUGAUUUGGGAAGACACAGUUCCUAUUCUCAAGUUUUGUUCCAAAGUUUGAGAACCAUAUAACUUAGAACGUUUUGUUUGAGGAUCAUCAACAGAAGUAGCUGUCCUUCCCAUCAAUGGAUUUAAUUUUAA
Capsella rubella is the source of this 1873-nucleotide messenger RNA. RefSeq names its product B3 domain-containing protein REM10. Gene Ontology annotation, molecular function: DNA binding. Bases 198 to 1793 code for a protein of 531 amino acids. The transcript is spliced from 8 exons. The record is from RefSeq and is a predicted model, not a curated record. NCBI's taxonomy places the organism in Eukaryota, Viridiplantae, Streptophyta, Magnoliopsida, Brassicales, Brassicaceae.